AUGUUUAUUUUAUUGCAUCUUUUUCUUGAAUGUUUAGGAUAAACCUAAACCUUUUGGAAUUUAGAUAUUGGGAUUCAUAUAUUAUAAACAUUUCAGACAAGCCCAAAACCAAACUAUAAAAUAGUAGUAAAAUUAGAAUAAGAAAUCUUCGAUUCAACAUAACUAUUGAUAUGUGAUUCAGAAAUUACUCUUUUAAAAGAAAACUGUAUUUAUGAUGUAAAUUCUUUUGAUCUGAAAAGAAAUACAUAAAUCAUAUAGCUAAUACAUGGUUUCAAAUUAGAAAAGUAUUAAAUGCAGUUAUUAUCUAUGAAAUAAUUUAAUGAGUUCUCAUAAGUAUUAGGAACCGAUUCAAAAACAAUUUCAAAUUUUUCCAUUACAAUAAGCACAAUGGAUAUUUCCGAAUGUGCAUCGUAUUUAAAACAUAUAAAAUUUUAGAUUAUGCCAAAAUGAAGGUAUCUGUAAAGAUGGUAUGUGUGAGUGUAUAGAAGGAUAUUUUGGAGCUGAUUGUAGUAUUGAAGCUUUUGAUAUAACUAAAGAAUCUCUAUAUCAUAAGAAUGGAUUUUACUAUUUUAAUAUUAAAGGAUGUGACUAAAAUACUUGUUCUCUCAAUAUAAAAUUUACUUAAGUGGGAAAAUAUAAACAAACUUGUUAUGCUGAAGAUUGGUAUUUAUUAUAGUAAAAUAUGAUUGAAAAAAGAGAGAUAAAAAUUACAGAUGUCCAGUCAUGUUUAUCAAAAAUCAAUAAUUAAAAAUUGAGUCCUUAACAAUUUUCUUAUUAUAUUUUUUAUUUUGAAACAGAAUGUGAAAAUUCAUAAGAACCAAACAAUUAGAAUACUAAAAUUAUAUUAAUAAUUGUUAUAACAACAGUUGCAGGAUCUAUAAGUUUAUGUUGUUGUAUAGUUUGCUAUUACUACUUUUGUAGAAAACAGAAGGAAGAACACCAGAUACUUCCGACUAUGUCAUUGUAUCCAAAAACUGACAUACAAAGAUACCUACCUAAACAAUUAUAUAAGACAUUGAUAAGUUAAUAUCCAGGUUUGGCAUCUACAGAUGAAUGUUUGAUUUGUCUUGAUAAAAUUAAGGAAUCAGAUUAAGUAAGAUUGACUUAUUGUACUCAUAUCUUUCAUAUAUAAUGUAUUGAUAAUUGGUUGGAGAAAAAUAGAAUUUGUCCAGCAUGUAGAUCUGAAUUAGAUGAGGUGACUUUGAUAAAAAUAGCAAAAUAAAAGAAAAAUGAUUCCUUAAUGUUUGAAAACAAAGCCAGUCGAUUGUAUGGUGAUAUGGGUACACCAAAUUUAACUAUGACUCCUCAACUUCGAUCAGUCGAAAUCACUCAUAGACACUGA
Paramecium pentaurelia is the source of this 1342-nucleotide messenger RNA. The record is from the annotation of a GenBank genome assembly. Lineage: Eukaryota; Ciliophora; Oligohymenophorea; Peniculida; Parameciidae.